GCCAAGUCCCUCGUUGCGGCGAAGAAAGAUAUCGACUCGAAGCACAUGCAGGCCACGCUCGCCCGGCCCAAGCGCGGCCUCGUCGAUGUCGACAUGACGUCGCUGCCGUCGCUCUGGGAUGCGCGCCAUUCGGCCAGCCAGCAGCGCCUGCACGCGUACGAGGUGCCGGUCAAGAGCUACGUCGAGGUCAAGAUCGGCGGCCACCCGCUGGACCACAAGCACGCUGCGCCGUACCGGCCGGCGCUCGUCGUCUCGGCGCCCAUGAAGAUGGUGCCGAGAGGCGUCUCGCUCAACCAGUCACCGGCCUUUGGCGUGCACUACAAGGAGAAGAUGCAGUACGUCGAGGUCAAGAUUGGCGGCCACCGGUACGACCACAAGCGCUGCGUGUCGCUGGAAGCGUCGCUCGUCGGCUUUAACGACCAGCUCGCGACCAUCGAGCGGGGCGCGCUCGGGUGCGCGCUCUGCCAGUCGUUCACGGACGACCCGCUUGUCCAGCUCUACUGCCGCCACGCCGUCUGCGCGCCGUGUUUUGAGACCAUGGCCAUCAACGACCAUGCAACGCGCGUCAUGUGCGGCGUGUGCUUUCAGAAGGUUCCGUUUCUGCGCCCCGCGCACCAAGCCGCGGCCACGACAACGCACAAGUCGGUCAAGAGAUCGCUCUCGCUUGAGACGGUGACGCUGGCCGCGGCGAGUGCCACCUUGGGCCACUAUGGCCCGAAAGCAGUCCGCCGUAUUAGCCAUGCAUUGCGCAGUAUCUCGAUCGGCACGCGUCUCACGAGCCCGCCCGAGACGAAACAUGAGGUGGACGACGUCCAAGAGCUCGUCAACACGAUCGUCGACAUGGACGGCGCCACCCGCUGGGCGAACCGCGUCGCGUCGCUCCUCGAGCCGUCCAAGCUCCUCCGCUACGAGUACGUGCGGACGUUGGGCUCGGGCAACUUUUCCGAAGUCAUGCUCAUGAAGCGACGAUCGUCCCAAAAGCUCUGCGUCCUCAAGGAAAGCGACAAGCUCCAAGAGGCCAUGAACGAAGUCAACUUGCUCUCCAAGCUGAAGAGUCCGCACAUUGUGCGUCUCGACGGGUACUUUAUCGAGCAGAUUGGACAUUUGCAUUAUGUCUACCUCGAGCUCGAGUACUGCAACAACGGCACACUGCACGAUUACAUUGCGAAACUCGUACGUCGUCUCGUUGUGUCUAGUUGAUAGGACGUCCUAUGACGCGUACUAGGACGGAACGCGCAUGUCCGAUGACGUCUUUGCACGCCUCUUUUUGCAGCUCUGCUCGGGUCUGACUGAGAUUCACAAGCACGCGAUCGUCCAUCGCGACAUCAAGCCCGAGAACCUCCUCCUCACCAGCGACGGCGUCGUCAAGAUCUCGGACUUUGGCGUCUCGACGUGUCUUGAGACCGCCCUUGUGACGCGUCAUGCGGCCGGCACCAUGGCCUUCAUGGCGCCCGAGGUGCGACGGUAUUUUUUCGGUGAGCCUGUCGUGUACGAUUGGUCGGCCGACAUUUGGUCGCUCGGCGCCGUCGCUGUCGCGUUUCUGUUGGGCACCAACGAGCCUCGUGUGGCCGUACGUCCUGUCGACGAGGUAGUCGCCGACUUGGCGGCGCGCCACGUGCCAACGCCAUACUUGCGUCUCGUUGCUGGCGCGCUGCAACCGGACCCGGCGCAGCGUGCGACGCUGCCGCAGCUCGCGUCGUGGAUCACCGCGUCCUACUCGAAAUUGUAAGACCUGUUUACUAAAGACGUACAAUAUAUAUCUAUUUCACAAGACAAUA
Messenger RNA from Saprolegnia diclina VS20, 1778 nucleotides. RefSeq names its product NEK protein kinase, variant. The coding region runs from base 46 to 1200 and encodes 384 amino acids. Lineage: Eukaryota; Oomycota; Saprolegniomycetes; Saprolegniales; Saprolegniaceae. Gene Ontology annotation, cellular component: cytoplasm. The record is from RefSeq and is a predicted model, not a curated record. The transcript is spliced from 6 exons. Gene Ontology annotation, molecular function: ATP binding; protein serine/threonine kinase activity. Gene Ontology annotation, biological process: protein phosphorylation.